AAGAGCAGAAAAAGAAACGGAACGAAAUGUCAAUACAUGCGACAUGAUCAACCCAAACCAGCCCCGGAAUAAUGUCUUGGCAAAAAUAAUCGAUAGAAAUGAUGUUUUAAACGGUGAAGGUUGAUUGAUAGAUAUAAUGAUAGCGAGGUAGUUGAAUUAUGCCAAGAAAGGAGAACACCAAGGCGAGAACAUGGGAGAGGGACAGGAGAGAGCGUAUGAACAGUUAUUUCAAAACACUUGGAGAUCUUUUGCCCCCUCAUCAGGAUGGCAGAAAACGGAACAAAGUCGACAUUCUAACUCACGCGGCAAAAUAUAUAAAGGAACUUCACGGACGGAUGGAGGAAUUGUUUCACGCUCACGCUUCUGACGUACACAAAGAGGAACUUGCGCGUUUGAAAAAACUUGUCACUCAACUAUUUUCACGCACUCAACUGCUUUCCACGCUGCUGAAAGAGGCUGGAAUAUCCAUUCCAGCUGAGCCGGCCAUCGAAAAGGUAUCGGCUUUCAAAUGGGUGAAUAGAAUUGGUGCCGAGGACAUCGAGAAGCUUUUUCCAAGGGUCGAGGAAAAAAAACGCUGCAAGAAAAAGAAAGAAAAAAUUGCAAGAAACAAAGUGCCUUGUAAACGGAAAUCUAUCGCUCCAACCCAAUCAAAGUCGAAAGGUGCAGCGAACGAUAAUGCGGCAUCAAAAAAUACUGAUCAUAAAAUUAAGGAUCAAGAGAAUCGUUUAAAUACCUCUAAUAAGGAUAGCAAACUGGCCGACGAUGAGGUGGACAGUGACGCUGCAAAUGGAGGACCAAAAACGAAUGUUCCUACCACCACCAGUUCAAGUCAAAGUACAGAGGCUAAUACCACUGCUCCGAAGCGUCGUAAUAAUUCUGGAGGAAAGAAGGGUUCACACAAAACGGUGAAAAGAAAAGCCAAGACGAAUCAGCAGAACAAAAUUAUCAAUCAACCUGUAGCGAACAUAACUUCUGGGACGCUCAUAUUGUCUCGUGGUAAAAUAAUGCCGGUUGUAACACCCAUAACUCCGUUGGCAUCAAACAUAAUUGUUAACGGUCAGUCGCAACCAACGAAUCCGAUUAUUUUGAGCAAUGCGCAGCCGAAUCAAAUGAUCGUUAUGCAACAUCUACCAAAUCCUGCUCAUAAUUCAGUCAUUCCUGUGUGCAAUCAGACUCUUAUCAAUGCAGUUCAAAAAGUCACGCUGAAUCCUGUUCCCAGCAUUCAAACCAACAUCGUCGUUAGUUCCCAAGAUUGGGUUUCAAACGUUAAAAGCAUAAUCCAUGCAACGAAAAUUAGCGGAAGAAAAAGCAUUUUACCAAAGGGCAGGGAAAUCACGAAGACAACGAUGACUUAUAAGGUUCCUAUUCCAGCCAUUCACAAAGAGAAAUCAGACAGAUCUAAGGAAGUCGUAAAUCGGAAAGAUGCAGAAGCUAAAACGAAGCUCAAAAACGGUGCUAAGGGUGCUAAAAACCAGCUAAGUUCUAGUAAGUCUGUUAAUGUUGAGGAAAAUUCGAAAGCGAAUACGAAAAAUCAUAAUUCUACCACCACCAGCAAAGAAUUGUCUGGAACAACCCCUUUGAAACGAAUUUUGAACACCAAAUCGAUGAACCAGGAUGAGCCUGACAAUAAAAAGUUAAAAAGCAGAGAGGGUCCGGAUGAUGUGAGCAAAGACGAAAAUAACAUGCAAACUAAAAAUUCAGAAGUGAACAACUCAGUUUCUACUUGUGAAUCUAUUGAGAGUCUUCAACAUGUUGUAGAAAAAAUAGGCACUGAAAUGACCGAUGGACUUGCAAAAGAUGGCACGUCUACAUUUGAAAUCCACAGUAAUAAAUCUAAUCUAAAUACAAAUACCGAAGCACUGAAUAGUUCUAGUAAACACGAAUAUCUCCCAUUGUCUUCCACCAAUGAAAGUUCCAGUACUUUAGUAACAGAUGAACCCAGCGUGUUAUCAGUCUGCUCCAAUUCGGGCUCGUUAACCGUUUCGAAAAAAACUGAUAGUACAAUCAUAAAAUCAGCAGAUUCAAUGAAUGCUGGAAGCUUGGGAGAAGCACAAAUUUCAACCCAGAAUUGCCGGAUGUCCAGCUUGAACGAUGUAAUAGCAGCGACCAGAUUUUCUGAAGGAAUGACGGUAUCUACAGAUUCUUCUACGUCAAGGACUGAAAAGCUCGAAGUAUUGCCAACAAACGUAGAGGCAUCAGCUGUCGCAAUAUCAUCAGCUGGGGGCGAAAGGAGCGAAAGGAAAGGAUCUGAAAAAGAAGAAACAGUUUCUGAAAAUGUAAAGGCUGUUUGCAAUCUUGGUACCAGAUUCGAUAGUCUACUUCAAGCAAAUGUUAAGAGACCAGAAAUGGUUGAAAGCAUUCCGACUCUAGAAGCUAGCAAAAUUAUAUUGAAUCUUGACACCAACACUACGACAACCUUGAAACCAGAAGCAAAUACAAUUCCCAAGUCUGUCAACACAGCUCUGCUAAACGAGGACGACAACUUGCGAGCAAAUAAAAUUGGGAAUUUUGCAAAAGACGAGGGACUAAAGUCCCUGUCGUACAGUGCUGACAAUAGUUUCAUUCCCAUCAGUAGGACAGAAGCGUUGCACUCGGACCUGUCUAACGACAUAUUCGCCUCAUUGCAAGUUCCAUCGAGUUCUCAUCACCCGGAGUCUAUAUCUCCAACUGCAGCAUUCCUGAUGGCUUUUCCACUUGUUUCGAGUCUGAAUGGAAAGACUGAAGUGCUGGAGGAAGAAAUGAAAGAAGACUUUAAAGAUCGUAGUCAGACACCACCGAUGCUUUUGCAAAUCGGUGCUAUGGAGCCCAAUAGCUUCAAGCUCAAGACGAGCACUGCUAUCGUAUCGAAAGCAAGCGCAGCUAAUGCACAACACGAAGCCACAGAGGGUGAGAAGAAAAAUGUGAGUUCGCAUGUCGUAUCGCAGCAGGCAACAAGCAGCAUGCAAAAGUCGAUGACUGAGAAUAACAAGGAGAUGGAGAAUUCUUCCAAAGUGUCUAAUGACCAACCUGAAGUUAAAGAAAGUCAGAAUCUUGGCGCAAAUUUGGAGACGCAUGAUAAGAGAACGGCUCAAUCGAUGGAAGUUGAGCUCACAAAGUCAAUGCCGAAAAUUAUACGCACUGAGAAUGUUAAGGAGCAGUAUAAAAUCGUCCAAACAUCGAUACCUUUAUCUUUAACAACCCCUCUUGAGAUGAAUAACACCUUUGCAUAUACAUCCCCAGCUUCGACGGCAGUUUCCUACAGUGCAGCAUCUGCGAUAACAACUUGCACACCUGCUCAAAUUCAAUCUUUGCCUCCUGUUCACCAUAAUAGACCUGUGACAAAGAAUACGCAAGAUAUUAUAGUACCUGUAGUAGCUAGCGCCAGUUCUGUGUCAGAUUCUUCGACUAAUUUGACGGUAGGAAUUAAUUCGAGAUUUCAAACGUCUGCGGAAUCUCAUACCUCGAUUCCUGUUUCUCGUUCAAAAUACGAUCUACGCCCUCAAUAUACAGCGACGCAAAAUUUCAUACCAAAUUAUACCAACAUGAGUAGGAAUAUGGAACUACCCCAGUACACUCCGCCAACUUUUACCAGUUCCGUUCAUAAAACACCCCAGAAUUCACUGGGUAAUGUAUGCGGGCUUACAAAUGUCUCGCAACCGCUGACACCGUGUCACGCUGUGUCUAAAAAUCUCACGUCCGCUCAAAAUCUGCACGUGAAUUACCCUAUUCAGAACAAAGAAUCGCAUGUUGCUACGACCACUGAUCAAACUCAAAACUUGAGUGAUUCUCUGCGAUCAAAACAACAAAAUCAAGACCACAGACACGAGAGUUAUCACCCAAAAAAAGUUGAGACAGAAAACUUUGGGCAGAAUUUUUCAUUCACCAAAAAUAACAAUGUGGUCAAUUCGCAAAAUCAAACUGUUCAGGGUAAUCCGAAUGUAGUGAUGUUCCAAGAUAAACACACAACUACUCAGACUUACAUGCCUUACAGUAAGGAAUCGAAGAAAAUUACUGGCAGUAUGGUUCCGACUGUAUCCAGUGGGAAAAUAAUUUUGGAAAAUACUGUUCACUACCCGCAGAAUUCUAUGGUUGUAGCUUCGAACUACGAGCAGAGUACUGUUACGGAUAAUAAUAUGAAAUCAACGACAACAGUUGCGCAUAAUUCAUCAAACUUUAGUAUAUUGUCAUGGACAACGUUUUCUCCUGCUGGAGGGAAUAAUAAUAAUACAAUGCAUUAUGAACAAGGUCAAGUACCAACUGAUACUACGGAGAAUAAAACGAUAUGCGAAAACUUUGGCUACGUUCCACUGCAUAAGGAAAAUGUCGGCUUUACUAACAUGCUGCCUGAUUUCUCAAACGAUGCUGGAUUGAACGUGAACAAGUUGGCAAACAAGCCAAUGGUACAGGCGCAAAAACAGACCUUUAUCGACCAACCAAAAUCUCAGAAUAUUCAAACAACAAUGGCAUUACAGAAGCAGAAUCAAAAUCCGUCUGUGGAUUAUAAAUUUAGUAAUGAGAAUAAAACAAAACCUAAGUAUACGAUCGAAAAUAAUUCAAUGCAGUCAAUUUAUGCUAACAUGGAACAGCAGGCGAAACAUCAAACGAUAGCUAACAAACAGGAGAAGUCGAACUAUCCAAUGCCUAGCUAUAAUCCGCAAGUAUUGUUUAAUGUUCCAGACACCAUGCCUCAGGUGAAGUACUCUACCGAAAAUUACACCGGGGCCAAUUUUAAGUACACAGAAAAACCCCAGCAGAAUCAAAAAUAUCAACCAGCUGGUCAGAGCCAUACUGUUCCUGCCGCGUUGGAACAAACAAAUCCAGUUUACAAGCAGAGUCAGAAUGGUAAUAAGUCGAAAGCACAGCAAAUCCGGCCUACAGUUAACUGGAUGAUGACACCAGAAAUAAAACACAACACCAAUAUAUCGGAUAUAAUUUUGCCGCCAAUAGGAAAAGAGCUUGAAUAUUGCCAGAACAAUUUGUUUGCCCAAAAUACUAGCUACAACCAAGGUACUUCCAAUCAGUUUUAUAAUAACUACGACGUGACUCACAGCUUUCCCAACAUACCCGUCUUGCAAAACGAACCAAGAAAAGUUGACACUUUUUAUUCGGAAGAUCAACCCUUCUCAUGGUCACCUAAUAAAAACACGCACGUCCCAGACCAGGCCCAGACCGUUAAAUCUAUCGAUCAGCAUAUCGUACCAUCUACGCUACCAACUUUGGUUGGUGAUUUAGCAUUAGGUACAAAUAUACCUGAAAAGCAAAAUUUCCUUUUUGGGCAGAUGCCAGCUAGGCUUCCAACCGAACACAAUAAAGAGCUGCUGAAAGAAAAGGAGUCAAAUGCCACUCGGGAAUUCCAUACUAUAUUGAAUCCUCAGAAUGGGCAGCAGGUACCACAGGGAACCUUUUUGUCCGUAAGUCAGCUGGUCGAGCACGAGAAGGCUGAGAAAUCUCAGCAAGCUAGAAAGCAUCAAAGAAAGAGCACGAGUCCUCGUGGUAGCGGUAAACGCCAAUUGGACAUUAGAAAGCAAGGACCGAGCGAUCAACUGCAUCACGAAGAUCCAAAAUCGAGCGUUCAAACAUUCCCUGAGCAAAAUUACCAGCAAAAGUAUCAUCAGAAUGAUGCUCACUGGAGGAAUCGGAAUUGUAAGAGUAACUAUACAGCUGAGGCAUUAAUCGGGACCAACACAAACGUGCAGGACGACAAUCAGCAGGAUAAACACGCGUCUAUAAAGUUCGCUCCGAACUAUGCUCAGAAUAAGUUCUCAGGGGCAUUACCCACCGACACAAUGACGCCGAUCAAUUACUUUUCAAAUACCGACGAUGGCAGUAAUUAUGGACAAUCUAAUCAGAACUUCAACUCGUAUACUUAUUCUUCCAAUGCAAACAUUUAUCCAACAACUAAUUUCAUAACUAGUAUAUCAAAUACGCCGUCAAGUUACAUGAUGCCUCUGCACGAAAAUUCCGACUACUUAGAACCAAAUUCAUUCCUACUGCCAAAUGCCUCCUCCUCCAAUACUAUAAAGUCCCAACACUAUACAAGCAAGCAUCAAAACUGCGAUAAACGGUCAUAUUCUACUCCGAAGAGAAGCAAACGAAAACCGGAAGUAACGCAGAACAUUGAGUUUCCAAUGCCUGGAAUUAAUUCACCCCUUGAGGAUUAUCACCCCUCAUUCUUGUCGCACGCUAACUUGUAUCAAAAUCCACCGCAAGCAAAUAUAUACCCAAAAGCUGUGAAUACUAAUUUGCCUGGAUUGCCGAUGACUGGGAAUCAGAACGCUAUUGGCUCUGGUGAAUUGCCAAUGAAUUCGAAUACCGCAAGAGGUACCACCUCCAACAGCCCCAUGGUUAUGGCACAUCCUUCUGGCACUAGCCUUACCAAUUUCAACUUGAGCACGAUCUUUCCAGAGAUUAAUGACAAGGUUCAGGUCGCAGGCUACAAACCGCCAAAUAGUAUGCCGCCUGGUUUGACCCAGCCGACUGGCCACGCGUCAAAUUAUACUCAAAGAUCAAACUACUCUAAUUCACUGGGCCAUGUUCCUCAGGUUUCCGAAUCAGCUCAGUUCCCCAACAACAUGACACCCUCGUCGAGUGUGCACUACAAAAAUUGAUGAAUAAUUAAUCGAUUGUGCGUAUGGACCUUGGGAAUGUAAAUUAUGUGAACUAAUUUUUAACAGAAGCAAUAAUCCUGUUACUUUUGUACAAAUGUAUAUAUCUAUAUAUAUAUAUAUAUUAUAUAAACUUAGAAUAUAUGAAUAA
Diprion similis is the source of this 6735-nucleotide messenger RNA. RefSeq lists its product as uncharacterized. NCBI's taxonomy places the organism in Eukaryota, Metazoa, Arthropoda, Insecta, Hymenoptera, Diprionidae. The record is from RefSeq and is a predicted model, not a curated record. Gene Ontology annotation, molecular function: protein dimerization activity. The transcript is spliced from 8 exons. Bases 159 to 6587 code for a protein of 2142 amino acids.